Molecule: messenger RNA, 1182 nt
Organism: Naumovozyma castellii
Lineage: Eukaryota; Fungi; Ascomycota; Saccharomycetes; Saccharomycetales; Saccharomycetaceae
Gene: PAF1
Product: Paf1p
Exons: 1
Coding region: 1-1182 (393 amino acids)
Source: RefSeq, a predicted model, not a curated record
AUGUCAAAGAAACAGGAAUAUAUUGCGAAAAUCAAAUAUCAAAAUAACCUCCCUCCACCGCUACUACCACCAAAAUUACUUACUUAUUCAUUCAAUCCCGCUGAAGCAGUAGAUUCGCCUCAAUUAUUGACAUCAUUGUAUACCAAGACCAAUGUUACUCCUUUGAUUAAACUAAAUAAUGAUCUGGGGAUGCCACUAGAUUUAAUCCAAAUCCCUGGAUUAUUGAAUAACAAUGAUACCAAACUGCUUUAUGGGUUUGAUAAUAUUAAUUUGCACCCAGAAGAUAGAGUCUUACUGAGAGAUCCAAGGGUUGAUAGAUUGACCAAGACUGAUAUUUCCAAAGUGAAUUUCCUAAGAAGAACGGAAUAUGUUUCAUCCACGAUUGCCUCGCAACAACGUAAUGACGAUUUCAAUGCAAACAAUAAGAGAAAAUUAAAAGAAUUGGAAAUGGAACAAAAUGAAACUUUGAGCGCAAGCCAGGUGGUUCAAAAAGUGGAAAAUACCUUUGACUCAAUGACUUCUGAGGCAAAUGAUUUAACUAAAUUAGUGCAUCCAAUAAAGAAGAAAUUAAAAGCUGUAAAGACUUGGAAUUUGUUACCUGAUACUGCAUCUAUGGACCAAAGCUAUUUCACAUUGAGGUUAGUCGGUAGUGCUGCCUUAGAUAAGAAGGAAAGAGAUAAACUAGCUUUAUCAACAGCAAUCUUUAGACCUGUGGAAUUAGAAGAAGACGAAUGGAUAUCAAUGUAUACUACAGAUAAGAAGGACUCUAACAUCCUAACCAAUUUAGUAGAAAAGAAUAUCGAUGAUGCCAAGGUAUUAGAUGACGAAGUAGAUCAUAAGACUUUUAAAUUCAAGAGAUUAAGAGAUUUUGAUAUGAAACAAGUGCCACAGGCUAACCCUAAUACUGGAGCAUUUGGUGAAUUAGCAAUUGUACUAAAUAAUGAAAAAGGUAUUGCAUAUUACAAGCCAUUGCGUCCUAGAAUUGAACUUAGACGUAGACGUGUAAAUGAUGUGAUAAAGCCACUCGUAAGAGAGCAUAAUAUUGACCAAAUAAAUAUAUCCUUAAGAAAUCCAACUCCACAAGAAGCUAAUAUCAGAGAUCGAUUGAGAAUGAAAUUUGAUCCAAUCAAUUUCUCUACUGUUGACGAAGAAGAUCUGGAAAAAGAUGGAGAGGAAGUUUAA